Messenger RNA from Selaginella moellendorffii, 3878 nucleotides. RefSeq names its product phosphatidylinositol 4-kinase beta 1. The record is from RefSeq and is a predicted model, not a curated record. NCBI's taxonomy places the organism in Eukaryota, Viridiplantae, Streptophyta, Lycopodiopsida, Selaginellales, Selaginellaceae. Gene Ontology annotation, molecular function: 1-phosphatidylinositol 4-kinase activity. The transcript is spliced from 16 exons. Gene Ontology annotation, biological process: phosphatidylinositol-mediated signaling; phosphatidylinositol phosphate biosynthetic process. Gene Ontology annotation, cellular component: membrane; cytoplasm. Bases 376 to 3672 code for a protein of 1098 amino acids.
AAGGCUCCACCAGAGCCAAGAGCUCAGUGAAAGCACCGCAGGGGCGAGGGAGGAAAGAAGAGGAAAUUCUAGGUCGCGCGAAUCCAGGCGUCCGGAGCAUCCGAUUUGCAGCAGGGAUCUUCUUUUCCUCCGGAUUUUAGGUUUAGGGCUUGGGAGCAGCAGCAGCGAUGACGCGGAUCUGCGCAGGCUCCCGCAGGUGGAUCCAAGAAGAAAGAUCCGCCGCGCGGGGACGAGGAUUCCAUGGCGCCGUGAGGUGAGUGGUGCCCUAGGCUAUAGCUCAAUGCGCGGGAAGAAGAGUUCUGGGAUGAGGAUUGUAGAUUCAGGAUAGAUCGAGAAUCGAAAAAAUUCCUAGGUCGGGCAAAAGACGAAGAAGAAAUGGUACGCAUUCUUGGCUAUAACUCGGGGGCCGAGGCCGAGGAGCCUCGCGAGAUCACGAGAACUCCCAGUAGCUCCGGGGACAAUGGCUGGCUCAUCCGGUUCUUCGAUUCGGCCUUUUUCUGCGAAUGGAUCGCCGUGAGCUAUUUGUACAAGCACGAGCACUCCGGGGUCCGGGACUAUCUUUGCAACAGGAUGUAUACGCUGCCCAUCACCGGCAUUGAGAGCUACCUCUUCCAGCUCUGCUACAUGAUGAUCACCAAGCCGAGCCCCUCGCUGGACAAGUAUAUCGUGGAUAUGUGCACCAAGUCCUUGAAGAUUGCCGUCAAGGUCCAUUGGUUUCUCCUGGCCGAGGCGGAGGAUCUAGAUGACAACGAAGAGAUUCGCAGGCUCCAAGAGAAGUGCCAAUUGGCGUCGCUGGCCGGCGACUGGCCGCCGCUGAUAAAGCCGCAAAAGGCUAUCACCAGUCCCAGCGGUAAGAGUCGCAUGUUCAAGCUCCUUUCAUCUUCGUCACGAAGGAUACUCCCGUUGACAUCUUCUCCUAUCCAGAAGUCCGCCGCCGUCGCCUCCGCCACCGCUACUGCUGCAGCCGUGAGUGAUGAUGCACCAGGAUCGAAGGCUUCCGCAGGGGUGAAAGGCUCGCAGGAAGAGUCGUCGGAGUCGUCGUACAGGGUCUUCAAGAAGCUGAUGCCCGCCACCAAAGUUCGCGACGUGCUGAAAAAGUUCCGGGACAAGGAGGAGGAGGAUCCGGAUCAGUCCAAGGAUGCCGAGCAGGAAAGCUUCUUUCGCAGGCUCUUUCGAGACGAUGAACGGGUCGUUCGCAGUGACGAGCUAGCCACGGAGAGUUUCUUCCGGAGGAUUUUCCGAGACAAGAGCGAUGGAGAGGAUCGGGUGAGAGGAAGCGUGGACGAGGACGAGGUGAAAGGCUUGCUUUUCAUGUUCAAGAAGAUAUUCCGGGAGAAGCACGACGAUCGGGACAAAACAGACGACGAAGAGAAGAUUUGGGAUGAAGACGAAGGGUCCGAGUUUUUUCUUUUUAGGAAGUUUUUCCGGGUUCAUCCGGAAGAAGAAAGCAUCUUCGACAGCGCCACCUUCGGAACCCCGGAGAACAGCCCAGGCGCAGAUGGAUUUUUUAAGAGAUUGUUUCGGGACAAGGACCGCACCGGGGACGAGAGUCGAUCGUCUUCUAAAAAGGAAGACCGUAGCAGCCCGAGUUUAUUCAAGAGGCUUUUCAAAGACAAGGCCGAGGAUUCUGUUGCGACCGAAGAUAGCGUCAACUCCGUCUCAAGUCCUGACAACGCGAAUGCUUCUGAGGUCUCAUCUGAUAGUGGCAGAACGGUCUGCUCUCAUGUGGAAGUUGGCACUAACGACUCAGAGCAAUCUUUUGAGCAUAGGAUGCCAUCCACGAGGCUCGACUUCGAAGACAUUGACCAGAGAUCAGACAGUAGUACAGACACAGUUGUCUCCGAGAAGCCUACGGUACCUGAGAAAACGUCUGCGUUUGCUGCAGCGCACAAGCUUUUUACGACCGGUGAUUGGUCCUUGAUGAGCAACGGCAAACCCCAAAAUAAAAGGCCUGGAUCUCCAAAACAAAAAACCGAGAGGGGGUCCAGUAAACCGCCGUUGCCAAGGUAUUCCUCUUUCCACAUUCGAAAGGGAACGUACCAUGCCACUUUAGAUUUUGUGAGAUCGUUAUGCGACAUAGCAUCUGGUUUAGUCGAUGUGUUUCCAAUGGAAGACCGACGGAAGGCUCUUCACGAGUCCUUGGCAGAACUGAACAAUCAUUUGGCAAGUGCGGAGCAAGAUGGAGGUGUGUGUUUUCCGAUGGGGAAGGGUUUGUAUCGUGUUGUACACAUACCGGAAAACGACGCGGUGUUGAUGAACUCGAGGGAAAAGGCUCCGUUCCUUGUUUGCUUUGAGGUUUUGAAAUGUGAAACCGAGAGCUCUGUCAGGGAUAGUAGAGAUUCAUCAAUCAGGCCUCGAGGAGGGAUUCCCCUUGCAAAUGGAGACGCGCAUGUUCAGCGUCCACCUCCUUGGGCUUAUCCCGUAUGGAACUCUCAACAAUCGGGUUCUGAAAAUUACUUGCGCAGUGCUUCCCGUGCUAUCGAUCGAGCCAUGGCACACGACUGGGAAACCAACGUCAAAGUUGUCGAGCUGAACUUGCAUGUCUUGGAACGGACGGAUGAUUCCGACAGGGGAGAGAAAUGCAACGAGUCUGAAUUGGUGCAAGUCAGUUUGCGAGCGGUUGUUGAUAUGAAUAUGGAAGAUGUCGGAGAGGAUUUCACUGCAAAAAGAAAGGAUCAUCGCCGUGUUCCUAGUACUGUAGCAAUGGAUGCUGUCAGGGCUGCAGCUGCAAAAGGUGAAGCUCCGCCAGGUCUUCCGCUGAAAGGAAGUGGCACAGUAACGGAUCAACUCGGCAAAUCUUCUGAUGUCGUCGGCGGCGAACUAUGGGACAUCAAAAAGGGAAAGAUCAAGAAAACGUCCGUCUUUGGUGGGCUUCCUGGCUGGGAUUUACGAUCUGCUAUUGUUAAAAGCGGUGAUGAUUGCAGGCAAGAGCACUUGGCCGUUCAGCUUGUAUCCCAUUUCUAUGACAUUUUUCAGGAAGCUGGCCUUCCUCUAUGGUUGCGUCCAUAUGAGGUUCUAGUGACUUCCUCCAGAGCAGCGCUGAUUGAGACGAUUCCGGACACUGCUUCCGUUCAUGCCAUAAAAACGCGAAACACAAGCUUGAGAGAAUACUUUUGCAAAAAGUACGACGAGAAUUCGCCAGCGUUUAAGCUUGCACAGAGGAAUUUCGUGGAAAGCAUGGCCGGCUAUUCGAUUCUAUGCUACUUUCUUCAGGUGAAGGACAGACACAAUGCAAACUUGCUUAUCGACGAGGAUGGGCACAUCGUCCAUAUUGAUUUCGGUUUCAUGCUGUCUAAUUCUCCUGGUGGAGUUAACUUUGAGAACGCCCCUUUUAAAUUGACUCGGGAACAAUUAGAGGUGAUGGAUUCAGACGCAGAAGGGACUGCCAGCGAGUUUUUUGAUUAUUUCAAGGUGUUGUGUAUCCAGGGCUUCCUUACGUGUCGGAAGCACGCAGAACGGAUAAUUCUUCUGGUGGAAAUGAUGCAGGAUUCGGGAUGUCCUUGCUUUCGUGGAGGUCCCAAAACGAUCCUGAAUUUGAGAAAGCGUUUCCAUCUUAGCUUGACUGAGGAGCAAUGUGUCUCCUUGGUCUUGUCGCUCAUCAGCAGUAGCUUAGAUGCUUGGCGUACUCGGCAGUAUGAUUACUAUCAACGUGUUUUGAAUGGAAUCCAAUAGCUCUCUCUCCCAGAUCACUGGCGGAUUUUGGUGGUUCUUCUUCUUCUCUCUUUUCCAUGUUUCAUAUAAUUUUGGGCCGAGAGCUCACUCUUCUUCUUUUGUGCGCGGGCGUAUCAUCCAAGGCAUUCGUGGAUGAAUAAGAAAGAGCAAGAAAGCCGACUUGUGGCACCUCUUCUAUGUUAAUGUAAAUAUCUGUCCAUUUGGUA